This is a messenger RNA of Aspergillus clavatus NRRL 1, 3093 nucleotides long. RefSeq lists its product as uncharacterized. Lineage: Eukaryota; Fungi; Ascomycota; Eurotiomycetes; Eurotiales; Aspergillaceae. Bases 1 to 3093 code for a protein of 1030 amino acids. The record is from RefSeq and is a predicted model, not a curated record. The transcript has 5 exons.
AUGCAGCUUCGACAGGCGACGUUCGUCCUACCAAAAACAGGCCAACGCUUGAAGGGCCUCGUUAAUUUGCGAAGCUCGCAAAACCGCGCGACCAGCCGCAACGAUGAAGAGCGGCGGGGUCUUCUCUCUGGGGAAGUGUCCACGAACCAUUCGGAUAUCCCCUCACGCAUUUGGAAAACGAUCUCAGAUAGAUGGAUCUGGGUAUAUGCAUUUGUCACCUCCGAGCCCGGGAUAGGAGUCUUGAAAUGCAGUUUGGCUUAUCUACUUGGAUCCCUUGCGACUUUCAUUCCUGCAAUUGCGGCAUUUCUGGGUCACCAAGAUGGCAAGCAUGUGGUGGCCACCGUGACGGUAUAUUUUCAUCCGGCGCGAUCAAAGGGCAGUAUGUACAAGGCAUUGAUAUGCGCUUUCCUGGCCUUCCUCUACGCGGCCUUCAUCUCCGUCACGAGCAUGUGUGUUAGUAUGUUCUUCCAGGAUAUCUUGGAUCAACGCGCAAUAGGCCAUGCGGUUGUCCUCACUGUAUUCUGCGGAGGUGGCUUGGGCUUCAUCGGUUGGACGAAGCAAAGAUUCGGCGAUCCGCUCGUGAACGUUGCUUGUUCCCUGGCCUCACUUGCGUCCAUUACAGUCUUGACGAAGGAGGGAGCAGUUCAGAGUGGAGACCUCUCUUUUGUGAAGGUCUUCCAGGUUUUGAAAAUGGUCAUCAUGGGCGUCGCCGUUACUAUGACCGUGUCCUUCUUGAUAUUUCCGGUCUCUGCGCGGAAAAAGUUACGGUCGAAUCUCGCUACUGUGACUGAAACGCUGGCGAUCAUGUUAGCACUUAUAACAGACAGUUUCCUGAGCGGAUCAGAGGAGGAGCUUCAGUCGGCAGAGUUUCUUGAUGCAGCUCAGCGGCAUAAGAAAGCGUACUCACAACUCGAUAACCUCGUCCGCGAGGCGAAACUCGAGCAUUACGUGGUAGGCACCGAAAGAGAGUACAGACUGGAGAAGAACCUAGUUCGGUGGGUCCAAGAUAUCACACACAACAUGGGAGGUCUACGAAGUGCUGCUUCUCUGCAAUUCCAACUGCUGAAGCAAGCUAAGUUGGCCGAGUCAGCUCAAAAAGAUGGCUCUGAUUGGGCCAACCGCAUGCCCUCUCUGAGUCCAUAUUCUCCGCAUGAGCGCAGUAACAUUCUUGAAUCAAUCGACGAAAGACCUGAAGAGGAGGAAGGCCAAGGUAAUGAAGACCCGAUUCGGAGCGACGGAAACCAGUCUGAUGUGGAUUCGUUACGUGACGGGGGAUCUGAUUUCGAGCACAGCCUCCAUCCCGAGGGUUUAUUUGCUCUGUUCAUUAGCCAUUUGGGACCUUCUAUGCGAUCACUUGCCUUUACACUGAAGGAGAUUUUCAAAGAGAUCCCAUUCACACCUGCGCCUGACUUCAGAGUUUCCACUGACAGUCGAUUCCAUAUCAGCCUUGACCGCGCGCUAGACCUCUACCAAGAAUCCCGAGAAGAGGCUCUGACAGUCAUAUACCGGAAGAAAGAUCUACUGGAGAUCCAAACGCUAGAGGUAGAAGCUGAUCUCGAGGAAGUUUCUGCCAGCUGUGGUCAUUUCAGUUUCUCACUGUUGGAAUUUGGUGAGCAGCUGAAAGAUCUGCUCACAAUCUUAGAUGAACUCCAGCUUGAAGCCGAAGAGAGACCGAAUGGAAGAUCAUGGAAUUGGCUGAAAAUCUGGCGUUGUGGGAGGGCCGAUGUUAAGAGCAAGGGACCUUGGGACUCUGAACAACCACUGAUUGGACCAUCUACAGGGGAAGGGAUUCCUCAGUCAAAUGGGGCUAAUCCCUCCUCCUUAGAUGCGAGACCUAUCCCUUUGCCCAACAGUCUAGAGAACUCCCCUGCGAAGAAAAGUCUUGGCUAUCGAAUCUGGAAGUCAUUUGGAGUGUUUCGACGAGAAGACACGAAAUUCGCAAUCAAGGUCGGCACGGGUGCAGCUCUCUACGCCCUCCCGUCCUUUAUCGAAUCCACUCGGCCUCUGUAUUCCCACUGGCGAGGCGAGUGGGGCCUGUUGUCCUACAUGUUGGUCUGUUCAAUGACCAUUGGGGCAUCCAACACCACCAGUUACUCCCGUUUCUUUGGUACCUGUCUAGGAGCUCUCUGCGCGAUUACCGCAUGGUACGUGACCGAUGCAAAUGUAUUCGGGCUUGCCAUUCUAGGUCUCCUGAUGUCGGUUUGGACCUCGUACAUCAUCGUUGUCAAAGGGAAAGGCCCAAUGGGCCGGUUUAUUAUGCUCACAUACAACCUUUCAGUGUUGUAUGCCUACUCGCUUGCGCAGAAAGAGGGCAAGGAUGACGAGGAUGAAGGGGGUGAUUCCCCGAUCAUCACCGAUAUAGCUCUUCAUCGGGUUGUAGCGGUUUUGUCUGGUUGUAUCUGGGGUAUCAUCGUAACGCGAUUGAUUUGGCCUAUUAGCGCACGCGACGAGCUGAAGGACGGCCUGAGCUUGCUGUGGCUCCGUAUGAGCCUGAUCUGGAAGCGGUAUCCCUUGUCUCUCAUGGUCAAAAACGAGCACUCCAUGGGCUUCAUGACUCCAAGAGAGAAGCUAGAGAUUGAACGAUUCAUUUCUCGAUUAGAGUCUCUUCAGGCUGCUGCAAGCGCAGAGUUUGAGUUGAAAAGUACGUUCCCGACUGCUGCAUAUGGCAACAUCCUUCGUCGCACACGAAGCAUGGUGAACGCAUUUCACGCCAUGAAUCUUGAAAUGCUCAAGAACGUGACUGCAUCAGAGGGCGAAGUAGCUUUGCUUGACUACACAGCUCAUGAACGAGAGCAACUCUCUGCUCGCAUCAGCCACCUAUUGUCAGUGAUGGCAUCGUCCAUGAAGCUAGAGUAUCCAUUGAACGACGUACUUCCUAGCAUCGAGCAUGCAAGAGACCGGCUUCUUGCUCGCAUCUUCCACUAUCGCAAAGAUCCAGAGGCCUCUCGCCUAACGACCGAUGAAGACUAUGCCUUGCUCUAUGCCUACAUUCUGGUAACGGGCCAGUUGUCCACCGAAAUUGUAGAAAUUAUGGGAGAGAUCGGUAGGUUAUUUGGUGUGCUCAACGAGGACGUAGUCAAGUUAUUUUACUAG